GCGCCUAAGAUGGCGGCGCGGCGCCGCCUGAUGCGGUCACGGCGCGGCGCCGCGCUGGGGGAAGGCCCCCCCGGCCAUGUCGCGCCUGCUGGCGGCGGUGAGGGGCUGGCGCGGCCUCGCAGUCUGCAAGUCAUGUGUUCUCCGGAGAUUCUCCAUCCAGCCAGCCCAGCAGAAGAAGAUUCCAAACCGAUAUUUGGGCCAGCCCAGCCCCUUCACACACCCACACCUACUUAAACCAGGGGAGGUAACCCCAGGAUUGUCACAGGUGGAAUAUUCUCUUCGCCGGCACAAACUGAUGACAUUGAUCCAGAAGGAAGCCCAAGGUUGGGAAGGAUUGGACCACACAGUGAUUCUGCUAUCCAACCCCGUGUACUACAUGAGCAAUGACAUCCCCUACGUUUUCCACCAAGACACGAACUUCCUGUAUCUCUGUGGGUUCCAGGAGCCUGACAGCAUCCUGGUGCUGCAGAGCCUUCCUGGCAAAGCGCUGCCCUCUCACAAGGCCAUACUUUUUGUGCCCCGGAGAGAUCCAAGCCGAGAGCUGUGGGAUGGGCCCAGGUCAGGCACAGAUGGGGCCAUCGCUCUGACAGGAGUAGAUGAAGCUUACACUAUUGAGGAGUUCGGGCACUUGGUGGCCAAGCUGAAAGGUGAGUCAAACAAGGUGUGGUAUGAUGUGACUAAACCAGUGCAUAAAGAACUGCACAGUGACUAUAUGCAGCCCCUGGCUGAGAUAAAAGCUCGGAGCAAAAAUCACAUCCAAGGCAUUCGGCAUCUAGUGCAAAACCUUCGGCUGAUCAAAUCUCCUGCAGAGAUUGAAAGGAUGAAAAUAGCUGGACGAGUAACAUCAGAGGCUUUCAUAGAGACAAUGUUUGCCAGAAAAUCUCCAGUGGAUGAAGCCUUUCUGUAUGCAAAGUUUGAAUUUGAGUGCCGAGCUCGUGGUGCUGACAUCUUGGCCUACCCCCCUGUUGUUGCUGGUGGCAGUAGAUCAAAUACUUUGCACUAUGUGAAGAACAAUCAGCUCAUUAAGGAUGGUGAAAUGGUCUUGCUAGAUGGUGGAUGUGAGUCCUCCUGCUACGUAAGCGACAUCACACGAACCUGGCCCAUCAAUGGAAGGUUCACCAAACCUCAAGCAGAACUGUACCAGGCUGUCCUGGACAUCCAGAAAUCCUGCCUGAGCCUCUGCUCCCCAGGUGUGAGUCUAGAAAAUAUCUACAGCCUCAUGCUGAGCCUUAUUGGACAGAAGCUGAAAGACUUGGGGAUUCUAAAGAGCAGCAUCACUGACAACCACUUCUUUAAGGCUGUUCGAAGGUACUGCCCACAUCACGUGGGCCAUUACUUGGGCAUGGAUGUUCAUGAUACCCCAGAUAUAUCCCGGUCUGUCCCACUCCAGCCAGGCAUGGUGAUAACCAUUGAACCAGGACUUUAUAUCCCUGAAGAUGAUGUGAGUGCCCCAGAGAGAUUUCGUGGCAUUGGUGUACGCAUUGAGGAUGAUGUUGUGAUAGCAGACGAUUCUCCUCUCAUCUUGUCUGCUGACUGUCCCAAGGAGAUCUAUGAUAUCGAGCAGAUCUGUGGCCGCAGCUCAUGAUGUCCCUCCUCUGCCUCUUGCAUCCUCCUCAGGAGAUGCGUGCCUCCAGGGAUGCAGAUCCCUGUAACUGGCUGCACUUGUCAAAUGAUGGAGAGUGUGGACAGUUGAUGGCUGUUUCCAAAACUGAGGCUGGGAAGCAGAAUGCAAAAGACUCUGGCACUGAGUGCUGAAAAGCAAAGCAACCUUUUCUAUGUGUAUUUUCUUUCUGAUUUGACUAGUGCUGAUGUUGAGCUGUUGCAGAACAUGAGGGUGGAUUCAUCCCUGUGUUAUGUGGGUCCAUCUGUUCUGAUGCCCUUGGAUAGAUGGACUUUGUGAGUGCUACCAGUAGCAGAGCUUUAGUCUGGUUCCUCUACAGAUGCAGUAGUGCAACUGCUGAGACCAGGGUCCUGUUGUUUACCCUUUUGCAGUAGUUACACAAUAGUCAGAAUUUAAAAGUGAAAUUCUGAAAAAUGCUGCUUUUGGAAAAUAAAAUCAUUUCAAACACUUUUGACUUCAGAACCCUGGGCAGAGGGCUUUUGGUAGUUGGGAAGAUGGGUUUGGUUGGGAGGUAGCCUGAAGCUUGUGCAGAAUGCUUUUAUUAUUUUAAGAAUAUCUUUGGGUUUGGUUCAAGCAGAUGCAAACUAAGCUAGCAGCAGAGGAAAACACCUCAUCUAUUCUUUCAGCUUAUUGAAAUGUUUGAGUAGAGAGUACUAACAGAGCUCUGGAGGUUGUUCAUUCUUGUAUUUCACAUUCCAUUCUUUUUAUCACAGAUCUCCAUUCCAGGCUCUUGUUCUGAGCCUGCCACUGCCCCGUGAAGCCGGUAACAUGUUGGCUGUGCCGGGCUCCACUGGCAGGAUGUUGGUUGUCACCUGGAUGUGAGUUGAUCAGUUCUGGGACAGUCACAGCAUCCUUCUGGUUUAUGCUGUGUCAGCCACUUCAGCGGUGCAUUUGUGAAGAAAGCAGCAUGAAGAAUUGCAAGUUUUAUGCCACAUAAUUGAAAUAAUUUGCCUUUUCAGAACACUGAGGGCAUGAGCAUUGCUGGGUUUUAGGUUUUGCCAAAUGCCCUCAGUAAUGAAUGCUUUGUGAUAGUAUUUUUGAGGCAGCUGCAAGUGUGACUUGUGGCUAGGAUGGAUGAGGAUUAAAGAGAAGACUUCCUGUCAGCAACAGCAUAUCACUCAAACCAUUGUAAUGCAACAGUAAACAUACCUGUUUGAGGCAAACAUGCUGUCUGUGUAUUUCAUGAAGCUAUUUUGACAGUCAACUAUUUAACAUCUCAAAAAUGUCUCUAAUAAUGUAUCUCCUGUUACAUAUGUUGUUUUUUUUUCGUAUCAUCUUUAUUUUCCUUUCUAAUUGCAGCUUUAGAUAUUUUUCCUCUCCACUUUUUUUUAGUUCUCUUCCUCUAUUCUCUUGUCUUGAUGCACCAUAAUAUCACAAUUUCCUAACACCCACUUUUCUUCUUAGUGUAUGUCAGUGCCUCUUCCUGUUUGUUCCCAUUUAACUCCCCACAGUAGAUGUAAGCAAUGGUAGGCAGGGUUCCUGAGUUUGACUUCUGGCUCUGUUGCUGUGUAACCUACAGCAAUUUCUUUUUAAUCCCCCCUUUUUUUAAUUUUCCUUUGUUUCAUUUGACUUAGUCAAAUGUUUGAAGGUUUGAAGUUUGAAGGCCAGGCAGUGUCAUGCAUGUCCCAUUGUUUUUAAUGGAAGCAGGGUGCAGCCACCAAGGUGUUAAUCUGGCACUUGAAAGGCAGCCAAGACAUACUGUAAUUUUGUUUUUUAAAUGUGAUCAAAAAUGAAUGCUUUCACAAGGUUUAAUGUAUCAAGUUUCACCUAUAAGGGAAAAUCUACUGAUCUCUGAUGGAAGUUAUUGUUAGAUAUUUGUGCAUCGCAGUGUAAACUGUUAGAAGGGAGGCUUAUCAACUUUUGAUGUCCUUCCAAUCUAACCCAUUUUUCUUCCAUUUGCACCUGUUAGAGCCAUACCAACUGGGAAAUAUCUUGGAUUUUGGAGCUACGUAAGUAGCUGAAAAUACGUGUGUCUGCUGAUGACCACAUCUGCACCUGUGCUUAGUUGCAGAGUUAAUGGCUAGAUGUACUGUAAAUAAGCCUUUGGAAUAUAUAUUAAAAACUGAUUUUAAAAAUAAUGUGUUUUCUAGAAGGUCAUUUAUUGAGCCAUCAAGUU
Messenger RNA from Phasianus colchicus (ring-necked pheasant), 3737 nucleotides. RefSeq names its product X-prolyl aminopeptidase 3 (gene XPNPEP3). Gene Ontology annotation, biological process: proteolysis. The record is from RefSeq and is a predicted model, not a curated record. Gene Ontology annotation, cellular component: mitochondrion. Gene Ontology annotation, molecular function: manganese ion binding; metalloaminopeptidase activity. NCBI's taxonomy places the organism in Eukaryota, Metazoa, Chordata, Aves, Galliformes, Phasianidae.